Messenger RNA from Jatropha curcas, 1365 nucleotides. RefSeq names its product serine/threonine-protein kinase STY17. Gene Ontology annotation, biological process: protein phosphorylation. The record is from RefSeq and is a predicted model, not a curated record. NCBI's taxonomy places the organism in Eukaryota, Viridiplantae, Streptophyta, Magnoliopsida, Malpighiales, Euphorbiaceae. Gene Ontology annotation, molecular function: protein serine/threonine kinase activity; ATP binding.
AUGAUUGUUGCAUGCAACAGCCAGCCAAAGAAGUCCAAUCUUUUUAGCCCCAGGCAGUCUCCGGCAGCGAGUCCCCUGCCGAAUCAGGAAAAGCCGCCAGCGUCCACCGCACAGUCAAAAGGAAGAAUCUGCCGGAGUCUUAAUGACUGCCUGCCUAUGGGGUCUGUAAUUUCAACAAGUCAAAAUCAACACCAUCCUUCUAAAUUAGAGCAACAGGUAGCAGACCUUGGAAGAGAAGUGCUAAAGCAGAAAGAACUACGGAUUAUGUACAGGAAGAGAAUGGAGAGAACACAUGACUACUUAAAAUACUGUCUUCAAGUAGCUCAAGAUAAUGGAUUCUUAGACCUUAUAAUUCGCAAGAACAAAGAUGACGACAAUGACCAACCAAUAGACAUUCUCAGCACCAACGCUAGUCCUCCUCCUUUGUCUUCUCCAAUUCACCAACAGCCUGAUCUUGCAGCCCUCAUUUGCCAAGCCAAAACUAAUGGAUGGUACAUUCAUCACGAUGAGAUUGAGCUACAGCAGAAAAUAGGCCAAGGAAGCACAGCAGAUAUUUACAGAGCGACAUGGCGAGGGUUAGACGUUGCAGUGAAAUGCAUAUUUCCAAAUUUCUUUCACACAAAUGAAAGUGGGGUAUCAUUUUUUGCUCAAGAAUUGGAAACUUUAUCCAGGCAACGGCAUCGUUUUGUUCUGCAACUAAUGGGUGCAUGUCUUGAUCCACCUGAGCAUGCAUGGGUGGUGACAGAAUUCUUAGGGAUGACAUUAAAAGAGUGGCUUCAUGGACAUAGCAGUAUUAGGCAAAGAGAGAGAUUGAUUCCUCUUCCUCCAUUAGAAGAAAGGAUUGGUAGAGCAUUAGAGAUUGCUCAAGCAAUGCAAUACCUCCAUGAACAAAAACCUAAGCUCAUUCAUCGAGACCUUAAGGUUAGCAAUAUAUUUUUGGACGAUGCUAACCACGUAAGGGUGGCAGAUUUUGGUCACGCUAGGUUCUUGAGCGAUGAACAAAUGGCGCUUACUGGCGAUAUUGGAACGUAUGUUUACAUGGCACCUGAGGUGAUUCGGUUCGAGCCUUAUAAUGAAAAAUGCGACGUAUAUAGUUUUGGCAUCAUAUUAAAUGAGCUUAUGGCAGGCAAUCAUCCAUAUAUUGAAACUGAUUUUAGUCCCAGCAAGAUUGCCAUGGAAGUUGCAGAAGGAAACCUGAGGCCAGCACUUCCAGAGGACAAUGGAGAAAUUGGUGAAGUGAUUAGUCUGAUUUGCCUUUCAUGGGAUCAAGAUCCGUCUGUUAGACCUUCUUUUGCUACAAUCACAUCUACUCUCAAAAAGAUUCAACGGAGAAUAAUUACGGAAAGCUAUAAUUAUGUGAUAUGA